This is a messenger RNA of Anisakis simplex (herring worm), 906 nucleotides long. Lineage: Eukaryota; Metazoa; Nematoda; Chromadorea; Rhabditida; Anisakidae. The record is from the annotation of a GenBank genome assembly.
UUGGUUUCUUUUUCAGGGAAGUCCGGUUGUAAACGACAACGUUCAGGCUCGGUUAGGUGUUGGUGCUAUGGACAGAGCAACUGCAAUAAUCCAGAGAACAGCCGCAAACUCUACAAAGCAUUCGCGAAAGGUGAUCCAGACGAGUUGGAACGAGUCAUCGAAGAGAUUGAAACAUCCGAUGUCUCUGACUACAACUAUAACGAGCCAUUACUCAAAAUAAACGAACCAAUUGAUAUGGACGACGAUUCAAGUGAAGUGGUGGCUGAAUCAAAGGAACGCUCACAUUCUCGGACUCAUGAUCGUCAUCGUUCUUCAGCUGAAGUUAAGAAGUCAGCUGGGAAUGAAGAGCGACCGUCAGAACAUCAAGUAAAGAUUUCACCAACUAAACUUUUUGAACAUCCCAAAAAGGUUGAGGAACACCACCACCACCACAGAGAUUCGAAAGAAGCGCAUAAUUCUGAUCGACACGAUACAGUCAAAUCGCUCAAGCCAGUCACUCAUCGACCCAUAGAAACCGAGCAGAAGCCGGAGCCGAGAGCGCGACUAGGUUUCAUGUAUGAAAGACCAGAUGACUCUGACUCUGACGCACUCUCAGAAGAUCAAGCAGACAGUUCAGAAUCGUUGUACACUGAAUCAGUGGCUGUGAUCAGGACACUGCCCACAGAUAAGACUUCAAAAGCAUCGAAAAAAACCAAAUCAACCAGAACGCAACAUACCGAACAAGAGGAAGCAAUGGAAAAAGAAGAAGAACGUAAACCAUUUGAAGCAGUAGAGCUGCCAUCAGAACGACAGAAAGACUAUUUGGAGAAUGAUCAUCGAAUGAGGAGUUCAGCAGCAAAUUCACUCUUAGGAACGAAUAUUUUUGCGUCGUUUUUAGUUAUUUCAUUAUGUUGGUUUUUUGCUUGA